CCCCUCCCCCUUUCUCUCUCUCUCUCUCUCUCUCUCUCUCUCUCUCUCUCUCCUUCCCAAGAAAGCCUUUCAGGAGCAGGGGCCACCGUCUAAUCCGUUCCCCACUGCCGAUCUCGGAUUCUUCGUCGACCGAGAAAACCUUUCCCGAUCUCGGAGUUGACGAAAGGACGGAAAUCACUCUGUUGGUCUUGCGAUUUUCGUGCGACUACGGUGGGUGGGUUGCGCCGGUCUGGAACUCCUCCACUGGUGGUAUGCGGCGGCGUGAAGAUGUGGGAGGAAGUGGGUUGAUGGGUAACGAGAGAAGAACACACGGUUGAGAGAGAUGAAUGGUCUGGUUUCUAAUUUUGCUUUGGUGCGAUGCAAUCCACAGAUGAAGAUGUGUGUUUAGUGACGUGUCAGCUCUUUAUUGGUGUCCAUUAAACUCAAUAUAUCGGAUUGACCUGCCUAAAGAGGAACUCUUGUUAAAAACUAAGGUUACUGUAUAGCAUAACUCCGAAACAUUGUAUGUUGCUUGCAGCCAGCACGCAUAGAGGCCGAGUAUGUUUGGUAUUUCAUAUGGAGAGCUCUUCCUCUUGAUUGGUGCCACCGCUGCCCUCGUCGGCCCAAAGGAUCUCCCAAUUUUAGCUAGAACUGCGGGGAGGUUAGCUGGCCGAGCAAUCGGGUACGUUCAAUUAGCUCGUGGGCAAUUCGACAAUGUUAUGCAGCAGUCUCAAGCUCGUCAGGUUCACAAAGAACUUCAAGAUACAAUGGCUCAACUAGAGGUUAUUCGACAUGAAAUCCGAGGUAUCUCUUUUAUUAAUCCUGGCCCUUUGACUCGAAGGCUGAUGGACGAACCUAAAGAUCCUGCUUCCAACAUGGAUUCUGCAGGCAAUAGGCCACCUGAUAAGUGUGAAGAAGCACAGAAGCCUAUAAAUGCUAUGAUGAAGGACUAUAAAACCUCAGGUUUUGUUGAUCUACAUAGUCAAGCUACUGCUUAUGCUAGAUUGGCUGAGUCUGAAACCUUAAAGACUGGUUCUUUGAGUAGCAUUACCGAAAAAGAGAACAUCAUUGAUGAAUCUACUCUCUUCACUGUCCUCCCAAUUUCAGCUGAAAGCGCUGGGAUGCUACCAGAUCGGAAGGGAAGUACAAAAGGAUCAGACAUUGUGUUGGAAGCAGUACUUGAAGCAGAAGUAGCACGUAAUGCCAAAGAUUUCUUUUCACAACCCCAAAAUCAAAUAGAUCGAAUAGAUAGUGCACCCUCCAAUUAUUAAAAGGGACACAUGCACCUCUAACCACCAAGGACUGUCAAAUAACACUGCAUUAAAGCAUGAUGGUGAAAACUAAAAAGGAAUGUCUCCACCGGCUGCCAACAGUUUCUUCGAAAUUAUGCUGAACGGGUUGGCUAAUCCCCUCCCCGUUUUAGCAACUUAUCCCAAGGUCUUCUCACCAAGAGCUCCCUGGCAAUGAUAGAGAAACCAGCCUGCCUGCUGUGGCGGGCGGCUUUUUUGUUUCACAAUAAGACCCGGAUGAUGAUCCCUACCCUCGGGUAGUUUGCAAGUUUACGUCCAUCUCUGGUCAGGUACAAUUUCCUUUCUUUUCUUUUUUUCUAUUUAAACUUUCAGAUUUGGACAAAAGGUUCUAUUUGACAUAAAGGUUCUAGUUGGAAGGUGCAAUGUUUCGCUUUUGGUUGUUUGGAGUGUAAAGAAAUAAAACACUUGUUAAUUGGAGGGUGGAAUAUCUAUGCCAAAAGAAAAUUUACGUUCAUAUUUCAAAAUUUCUAGUGAAUUCUAUGUGAGACUGUAUAUUGUUAAUGCUGAUGAAGAUGUCAAUGGUUGAGAUCGUUACCAUGUAAA
Molecule: messenger RNA, 1832 nt
Organism: Carya illinoinensis
Lineage: Eukaryota; Viridiplantae; Streptophyta; Magnoliopsida; Fagales; Juglandaceae
Product: sec-independent protein translocase protein TatB
Exons: 8
Coding region: 540-1250 (236 amino acids)
Source: RefSeq, a predicted model, not a curated record